Molecule: messenger RNA, 3002 nt
Organism: Drosophila erecta
Lineage: Eukaryota; Metazoa; Arthropoda; Insecta; Diptera; Drosophilidae
Gene: IleRS-m
Product: isoleucine--tRNA ligase, mitochondrial
Exons: 6
Coding region: 76-2961 (961 amino acids)
Biological process (GO): isoleucyl-tRNA aminoacylation
Cellular component (GO): cytosol
Molecular function (GO): tRNA binding; aminoacyl-tRNA deacylase activity; isoleucine-tRNA ligase activity
Source: RefSeq, a predicted model, not a curated record
AAGAACCAAUUAAAUUUUAAACUUACGAUCCACAUCGCGCGCUGUGUGAACAGUGCUUAUGUUCUACAAUACCAUAUGAUUUCCACUUUGCCGGCUGUUGUUACGUUUUGUCUCUUCUUCUUAUUCGGCAGCAAAAUGCUUAGGAUUUUCAAAUUCCGCGUUGGAAAUCGCUUAUAUUCUGUGAAAGCGGCCAAGAAGGAUGCCAUAAAAUACACUGACACCAUCAACCUACCAAAGACCAAGUUUCCGAACCGGCUGACCGCAGCAAAACGUGAGGAACAAGAGCGUCUAGUUCUGGAGAAGAAGAUUGCAGUAUCAUAUGCGUACCAGGAGCAGCGACUGGCGGAGAAAGGGAAACCCACCUUCGUCCUUCACGAUGGACCGCCGUACGCCAACGGAGAACUCCACAUGGGCCACGCCGUCAACAAGAUCCUUAAAGAUAUCACACUGCGCCAGCGGGUAGCACAUGGUCAGCAGGUCAACUACAUUCCUGGCUGGGAUUGUCAUGGCCUGCCAAUAGAACUGAAGGCCACAAGCACUGCUCAAAAUCAGAGUGCUCAAGAAAUCCGCAAAAAAUCUCGUGCCUUUGCUUUGGACGCCAUUAGAUCGCAGAAGGAGGAGUUCAGCAGCUGGGGCAUUUUGGCUAACUGGCAGAAGGAUAAUAUCUACAUGACCUUCCAACCAGAGUUUAUAGUCAAUCAAUUGCAAAUGUUUUACAAUCUCUAUGAGAAAGGACUGGUCUAUCGCGACCUAAAACCAGUUUACUGGUCACCGUCAUCCAAGACAGCCCUGGCCGAGGCGGAGCUGGAAUAUGAUGCCAAUCACAUAAGUCCCUCAGUAUAUGUGAGAUUUGCUAUUAGUCCAAGUAGCUUUGAUAUAAAGGAUAAGCAAAUUUAUGCACUCGUCUGGACCACAACUCCUUGGACCUUGCCGAGUAACCAAGCCAUCUGUUACAAUGCCUCUUUGGAAUACGUUCUAGUUAGGUUGUCGGAUCGCAACCAGGAUGAGCUAUACCUCAUGGCUUCAGCUCUUAUGGCGGACUUUGAGGCCAAUACUCAGCUAAAAUGUGAGAUAGUGCAGCAUUUGAAUGGAGAAUCCUUGAGCAAGCUGAGCUAUAAUCAUCCAAUUGACAAAGAACAAGCGAAUCUUCCCUUCUUCGAAGCCAGUCAUGUGCAGGAUAGCAAAGGAACUGGCUUGGUGCACACAGCACCGGCCCAUGGACCAGAAGAUUUCCUUGUUAGUCUGACCCAAAAAAUUCAUGUUAAAUGUUUUGUGAAUGAGGAGGGCACGUACACCAAGGAAGCUCCUGAUUUUCUACGCGGACAAUCAGUGUUGGAUCAGGGAAAUUCCCUAGUCCUCGAACGCAUAGCAGAGGAUGUAGUCCACUCUUCCAAGCUGGAACAUUCCUAUCCCAUAGAUUGGCGCACAAAAAAGCCUGUGAUAAUUCGUGCCAGCGAACAGUGGUUCAUUAAUACCGAAAAGCUGAAGUCGCCUGCUGCCGACGCCUUGGAACAAGUUGAAAUUUAUCCUAGAGCCAAUGCUGACGCCAGCAAGAAGGCAUUGCUCACCCAACUCCAGAAGAGACCCUAUUGGUGCAUCUCCAGGCAGCGAGCGUGGGGCGUUCCCAUUCCUGUACUCUAUAGUCGGGAUUCCGGAAAAGUGGUACUUAACUCCACUCUCAUAGAACAUCUCUGCAAUCUGUUGCGCCAGGAGGGAUCAAUCGACUUCUGGUGGGUGAAAUCCGUGGAGGAGCUUGUUCCUGCUAAUUUACUUCGUGAGCUUCGGUGUGAAGCCAAAGAUCUUGUCAAGGGCACUGACAUUUUGGACAUCUGGUUCGACUCUGGCAGCACAUGGUCUGCUGUGCUGGGGAAGGAUAAGAUAGCCGAUUUGUAUCUUGAGGGUUAUGAUCAAUUUACCGGUUGGUUUCAAUCUUCCCUUCUAAUGAGUAUUGCUGCUCGGGAAUGUGCCCCUUAUAAGGCCCUCUUUGUUCACGGAUUCACAGUGGAUGAAAAGGGAUACAAGAUGUCAAAAUCGUUGGGUAACGUAAUUUCCCCGAAGCAGAUUACCAAAAAGUAUGGGACGGAUGCACUGCGUUGGUGGGUGGCCUCCCAUGGAACGCAACACAUGUCCAUUACGGUUAGCGACAAGCUACUGCAGCAGGCGGCAGAAAAUCUGGGCAAGGUCCGUGGGACUCUGCGGUAUUUAAAGGGCGUAAUUGGAGAGAAACAAUCGGCGGAGAAGCUAAUACCAACUUCAGAUAAGAGCUAUCUUAAUCGUUAUUUGUUAAGCGAGUUGGUUGAGUUUGAAUCUGAGGUGGAGAAGCUUUACAAUGCUUAUGAGUAUAAUCGUGUUGUGGCCUAUGUUCAAAACUUCAUUGCCAAUCAGGUGUCCGCCGUCUAUGUGCAUCUCAUCAAGGACCGUCUUUAUUGUGGUGAUGAUCAGGAAAUACUGGCCAUUCGUCAGACUCUUAGCCACUGUUACCAACAACUCUGCAAGAGCUUAUGGCCCAUUGUUCCCUUCCUCGUGGAGGAAAGCUGGAGCUACUAUGACACUACAUAUGCUGCAUUCCAUGAGCAGAUUGUUCGGACUAAACCUGAAUGGCGGGACAACAAAGCCACUGAAGCGAUAAACGCAGCGUUCGGUGUUAAACGUCUUAUCAACCAGCAGGCUGGCGAUGUUAACUCUUGGCACUUGGCCGUGACCAUCAAAGGAAAGGAAAGCGGCCAGCUGGAUUUGCUGAGAGAACUUCACAGGCCCCUUGGAGAGGCUUUCAGCAAUUCUGAAUUAUGCGAGAUACUGCAAGUGGGGUCAGUUACUCUGUCGCAGUCCAAUAAUGACGACUUGGCCAUUGCUCUAAGCACACUUCAGACAUCACUGUGCCCGCGUUGCCGUCGCUAUGGUCUGGGGGAUGAGCAGAAAACCUGUCAACGAUGCUCUAACGUUAUGAAUGCAAAGAACUAAGCAUGUUGUUUUUUAAGUGUAAGGAAUACAUUUAUGUUUUU